AUGGCAUUGGACAACCUGAAAUUAUUAACAUCUAACUCAUUAUCAUCCAACAUACGAUUAUCCAACUCAUCAUCAUCCAACAUACCAUCAUAUUACUCAUCAUCAUCCAACAUACCAUCAUCUAACUCAUCAUCCUCCAACAAAACAUCAUCUAGCUCAUCAUCAUCCAACAUACGAUCAUUUUACUCAUCAUCAUACAACAUACGAUCAUCUAACUCAUCAUCAUCCAACAUACCAUCAUCUAACUCAUCAUCAUCCAACAUACCAUCAUCUAACUCAUCAUCAUCCAACAUACCAUCAUCUAACUCAUCAUCAUCCAACAUACGAUUAUCUUACAACAUUCCAUCAUCUAACUCAUCAUCAUCCAACAUACCAUCAUCUAACUCAUCAUCAUCCAACAUACCAUCAUCUUACUCAUUAUCAUCCAACAAA
Molecule: messenger RNA, 432 nt
Organism: Pecten maximus
Lineage: Eukaryota; Metazoa; Mollusca; Bivalvia; Pectinida; Pectinidae
Product: putative protein TPRXL
Exons: 3
Source: RefSeq, a predicted model, not a curated record